Molecule: messenger RNA, 1572 nt
Organism: Microplitis mediator
Lineage: Eukaryota; Metazoa; Arthropoda; Insecta; Hymenoptera; Braconidae
Exons: 2
Coding region: 725-1348 (207 amino acids)
Source: RefSeq, a predicted model, not a curated record
UUUUUUUUUUUUUGCAUUUUCUUAAAGUAUAAUAUUUUAAAAAUAUUGUGUGAAAAUUUGAAGUGAAUCCGACAAAUUCUUUUCGAGUUAUUUAACAAUGACCAAAGGACGCUCGGGUGCUACGUGGCAUUCGAGAGCAGGUAGCUAGAAACAGCUGCAAGCAACCGACCUUUCGGGUUUCAUUGUCAUGAAUAUCUCCCCAUUUUAAUGUAUGUAUAAUUAUAUAUAUAUAUAUAUAUAUAUAUAUAUAUAUAUAUAUAUUCACAAUUUGUAGGUAGUACAAGAACUGAAAAAUAAUUUUUGGUUGCCAGUAUACCUGUAGUCGUUGCACUGAUCAGUCGAUAGUUUUGUGAUAAAUUAUUUCUCAAGUGAAUUAAAUUAUUAACCAUGGGACGUGAUUCUAGAAAGGUUUCAAGAGAACUUCGGAGUUCUGAAAAAAUUAAUAAGUCGCGUUCAGUCAAAAGAAAGAAUGUUUUUAAUCCGAAAACAGCCGAACGUGAUGAAAGUAUUCAGAGUACAUCUUCUAAAAAAUUAAAACAAAACACUGAAGAUGAUGUACCUGAAGACAGCAGUACUGAAUUUCGAAUAAUAAAUUUUAUUCAGGUAUUCACUGCAAUUUCUGCUCUUAUAAAAUGUAAAAAAUGUGAUGGAAAUGUAGUGUUUCAAACAGCAAGUACACGUGGGCUGGGAUUCAAAAUUGUAGUUGCAUGUAAUAACUGUGGAAAUGAAUAUAUUCCUUCCUGUUGAAAAUAUGAAAUCUGCUAUAAUGGCAACCUUUUAUCACUACGGCUCGAGUGAUGAAAAACCGAAUCAUGAUAUGUGUCCAAAAGGCGAAGAAUCUUGGUGCUCUUACCAGCGCGCUGAAGCAAGAGGAGAGCUUGAUACCUAUUCUCACGAUUAUUCUCCCUUACCUUCUGAUGUUUUAAAAGCUAUCAAGCCUAUAUACGAAGAUCUUAGUAAUGAAAAUUUACUUUCAAGAUGUGUAGGUGGAUUCAAUCAGAAUAAUAAUGAAAGCUUUAACCAACUAGUAUGGAAAAUAUGCCCAAAAACGGUAAAUACUAGUUUUACUAUCGUACAAAUAGCUGCAUACGUUGCUAUGUGUAUAUUUAAUGAGGGUAUAAAUUCAUUAUUAGUCUUGAUGAAUACACUAGGACUUAAUUGUGGGCCUAAUUCUCAUCGGUAUGCAGAAAGAAUGGAUGCUGCACGUAUCAAAGUAGCAGAUAAGCGCGCUAAUGAUAACGCCCGAGAAGGUCGAUUGCAACGUAGGCACCAGCAAAUCGAUAUUUUGGAAGCUGCUAUGACGGCUGAAGAGCUAUUAUAUGGUCCAGGAAUAGAUGACUCAGUAUGAAUCUCCAAGGACUUAUGAUGAUCACCGCAAAGGACUUCGGGAGGAACGGGCUCUACAAAAACAGCGAUAACUUUUUGAAUUAUUAAUUUUUUUUUUUGAAAUUUUCGUGAAGUCAAAUCGAAACGUGUUCUAAUAAAGCUAUGUUUUUAUUUUUGUCAAAUAAAGUAAUUAACUACAAAAAAAAAAUUAUUGAAAAUCAUCAUUUUUUCAGGCCUCUGAGUACC